AUGAACCAAACACCAGGAGUAAAUGUCGUAGGAACUCGAGCAACCGGCUCUUAUCCCACAGCCUGUGUCUGCUGGAAUUGCCACAAACAAGUUGUUACCCGAGUGGAAAAGAAAAAUGGUCUUUUAACAUGGCUUAUUUGUGGAGGCACAUGUUUAGUCGGUUGUUUUUUCGGUUGUUGUCUGAUCCCAUUCUGCGUUGAUGCAUGCAAGGACACAGUUCACAUUUGCCCAAAUUGUUCCACUGUACUUGGUGAAGAAAAAUAUCGACAAUUAAGUCAAAUCACAAUAGCUCACCGCGUAUGUGGAUUAAUCGUAUGUUUCUGGGCUGUAGUUAAUUGCCCAUAUUUGAUUUAUUACACACAUAUUCAAUCUUCUUCAGUGGAGAAUCAAAUAACUUGUUCGACAACUAAUAACGCUUUCCUACAAUAUGUUAAUUAUGUUUCGGCUAUUUCAUUAGGAAGAAUUAUGCCAUUGAUUAUUAUGGGUAUAUUUGGUUUUCUAUCUCACAAAAAUAUCCAAAGAUUGUCUCACCGAACACUACCAAUCAUUCGACGCGAGCUUGAUAAACAAUUAACUGUGAUGAUAUUUACACAAGCUAUUGUUGCUUGUUUGAUUAUUUCGCCGUAUAUAGUUUUGUAUUUUGUUAUGAUGACACCAAAUUUGGAUUCGAAUACGUUGACACAGCUAAAAUUUGUUUCGUCGCUCUGUUCAGCGAUUUACUAUUUAUAUUUUUCGAGUCCAUUUUACAUUUAUUUCUGUUCAUCGAGUCGAUUUCGUCGACAGUUGAAAUAUGUGGUGUUCGAUAUUUAUGUUCGUCAAUGCCGACCACAGCAGGUUCAUCCAAAUCAAGUCGAUCCUCAGAUUUCAUAG
Molecule: messenger RNA, 870 nt
Organism: Adineta ricciae
Lineage: Eukaryota; Metazoa; Rotifera; Eurotatoria; Adinetida; Adinetidae
Source: the annotation of a GenBank genome assembly